GUCUGGACCUGAUCGUCCACCGUGGGACGUAUGACUCGCAUGUCCAUCACACUGAUGGCAGUAGUUCUGGAUACCGAUGUUCAUCGUUCCUGGAUGUGGACAAACGUUCUGACAACUCGCUCGACGACAAGUUCGAGUCGCAUACAGGUGCCAGCAUAGAGAAGUUCAUCUCGAAUGUCCAGGACGGUCUGAAGUUCCAGGACAUCAUCGACGAGAUCCACAGCAAGAUGGGCCUGGCCGACGCGCUGCCCAGGCUGGCGGGCAGGCUGCCUGUGGAGCUGAUGGGGCUGGCGCAGAACGCGUCGUCGGGGAGCACGCAGGUCUUCACGGAGGAGUCUUUGGCCAAGGCUCUGAAAUAUUUCAACCAGAUGCUGGUGGACGCCUGGGGAGACCUCGACCAGGCGUCCGUCUCCUGCAAGGAGUUCGUGGAGAGCAACCGUGAAACGUUCACGCAGGUGCAGAGCGAUUUGGAUCACUUAGCUUCAGAACUCAGCGACCAGGAGCGCAUCAAGGUCUCGGCCACGGGCUCGAUGCAGGAGCUGUCGGCGAAGAUCAAGGAGGCGGAGAGCAUGCGCACGAGGCUGACGCGGGAGCACGCGGAGACCAAGGGCCUCUCAGACGCGCACGUUGUCGGCCUGCCGGGCUGCACGGACACGAACCGCAAGGAGCUCGCGAGCAUCAACGAGCAGAUGGCCAUCUUCACCCAGGCGAAGGCGAAGGCCCAGGAGCUGCUCGCGGAGGCGACGUCGUCGAUCCAGACGCUCCGGGUCGAGACGCAGGAGAAGGAGGUGGAGAGCAGAGACCUGCAGUGCGAUUACGAAACGAAGGUGCACCAGUGCAAGACGAGGGUGCAGGACAUCCUGUACACGGACAUGUGCGCGGUCCGGGUCGUCCGCGACGCCGUCAUGAGCCGCAGCGAGGUGUCGCCGCCCGCCGCGAUAGGGGCGACGGCCAUUCGGCGCUGCAGGCGACAUUCGUUGACGCAGCCGCGCGCGGAGCACGUCGAGGACCCGGCGGGCCUCCAGAGCAAGACCGGGCGAUUCGGGGCGUGGGCCUGCGGCCCCGCCGACGAGGGAUGCAUGGUCGCGGUCGCACUGACGGGCAAGACCGUGCAUCUGGCGUGCAGGGUGCAGGGACGUGCGGCUGGAUGCCUUGGUGGGAAGGCGUCCUGCGAACCGCGCCGCCGCUGCCAGCGUCGGCGCGCCCUGGGGGAGAGCUCCGACCAGAGGCAGGUUGCAGAGGUCCAGAACGCCCAGGGCCAGGGGCAGGUCCGUGAUCUCGAGGAGGUCAAGGCCAAAAUCACGCUGGCCAAGAAGCGCGGCAAGACGAUCUUGCAGCACGAGGUUGAGUCUGGCAAGACGCUCGAGGAGUUGCAAAAGGAGUUCGGGUCGCUGAAGGCUGCGAAGCGGGAGCUGCGGCUGGCGAAGGAGCGGUCGAAGAGGCAGCCUGCACCCAUCGCGGAGCGGAAGGCGCUGGACGACCGCCCCGUGGACGCGGGGCACCGCGCCGAUUCCGUGGUCCGGCACCAGGCCGGCGACCGCGCCGCCGCCCCUCCAGCCUCGAGGCGGCUGCACCCCAACGCUUUGCUUCUAGGUCACCUGCAGGGGCGCUACGAUGGCCGCGCCUCGGGCGCGUCCUUCCCCAGAGCGCCGCUCUUCUCCAGGGCGGGCGGAGAAACCACCCCUCUAGUUCCAAGGUGGAGCGUCGAGAAGGCAGGGGGCGUGGCGCUGCAGCGCGUGGAGCUCCUCAAGCUGCAGAUCGCGAAGCUGUCCCUCGAGGAGAUCGAGGCGCUGUACCUGUGGCUGCCGAGGGUACUGGCCGGCGCCCGGCUAAGCCGGCAGAGCAUGGCGGUUGCCGCGGAGAGGGUCGAGAAGUUGUUCUCUGCUGUUGCGGUGUCCACACCAGCUCGCUCUGGUGAUGCUGGCACAGGCAUGCGUCAGGUGCAGGAGGCCGAACGUGCUGGCAUCCACCAGGAGGGCUGCGUGCUGAGCCAGCCCGAAGAUCGAGCGGGGGCCCGCUCCCGCUGCGCCGCCGAAGGUGCUGGCAUCCACCAGGAGGGCUGCAUGCUGAGCCAGCCCGAGGCUCGAGUGGUGGUGAGCCCCAAGCCCGCCCCGCCAGAGAGGCCCGCCCCCGCGGCGCCAGCCCCUACGCCCGCCCCGCUAGAGAGGCCCGCUCCCGCUGCGCCGCCGAAGGCGCCCCCUGGUGCUCUGGCUCUCGCGGAUGCUGGUACCCGCAAGGGGGGCAGCGCGCCGAGCCAGCCUGGAGAUCGCGAGGCGGUGAGCCCCGAGCCCGCCCCGCCAGAGAGGCCCGCCCCCGCUGCGCAGGCCCCUGGCAGCCCCGAGCCACCCCCGCCAGAGAGGCCCUCCCCCGCCGCGCUGGCGAAGGCUGCCCCUGGACCCCUGGACGGGGGAUGCCCCGGCGCGGCGGAGGCCGCCGCGGCGGCGCAGACCUCAAAGGCCGCCUCCGCUGCCGCAGAGGCGGCGCGCCCCGUUGCAGAGGCGGAGGCCACAGCCACCGAUGCACGGGGCGCCCGGCCGGAGCCGCCGACGGCGCUGCCCGAGGUCGUGGAGGAGGGGCCCGCGGGCUCAGCGCCCGCGGAACCUCGCGCGUCGGCGUCUGGCGGCCGCUGGCAACGCGCCGCUCGCGGGCGCGACGAUCUGCCUGCCAUCCCGGGCGUCACCAGCGACCUUGUGCCGUUGGCCCCCGCUCUGGAGUUGUGCAGCCAGGCGGCGCCUCCCGCGCCGCCGCCGCCGCCCCCAAGCCCAGCGGGCGCUGCGCUCGACGCGGCCGCGCCCCGAACGCAGGCAGCGCCGCUCAAGCCCGCGUCAGAGCCGCCCAGCAAGGCCGCGCCUCCAGCGCUGGAGCCGCCCGCCGCCAGCGCGGCCGCCGCCUUGAGGCCGAUGCCUCAGGCGGGCCCUGCUGACUCUCCAGAGCCCGCCUCGGCGAAGCCGCCGCCGCCCUGCACGACGGCGCCGUUGCGCACGUCGCACGCGUCGGAGCCGUCUGGCUCGGAGGAGGGGACGCCCGCGGCCGCCGCGGCGCCUGCGCCCGAGCGCGAGCCGCGCGAGGAGCGCUGGCCGUCGUUUGCCGCCGCGGCGGGCGAGGCGGCUCGGGCCGCCCAGGAGCACGCCCCCGCCCCUGCCAGGGAGACGGAGCAGCGCUGGCCGUCGCUCGGCGCCGGCGGCGCCGCGCUGCCGCCGCCACAGAAGUGGAAGCCGUCGCUCCUCGGCGGCGGCCCCAAGAUGCAGGCUGCCGACAGGGUGGCUCCGGGCGCCGGCAGCAGCCCCAAGUCGCAGCCCAGGGGCGGCAGCCCCAAGGCGCAGCCUCCGGAGGGGAACGCCGCGGUGCCCGCGGCGGAGGCGGAGCAGCGCUGGCCGUCGUUCGCCGCCGCCUCGGCCGAGUGCGACCGGGGGGCGCGGGAUCAGGAGCAGGCUCAGGCUCCGACGCCCACGCCCACGCCGGAGCAGGAGCAGUGCUGGCCGUCGCUCGGCGGCGCCGCGCCGCCGCCGUCGCACAGGACGCUGAAGGAUCCCGAGGCAUUCCCAUGGACCAUGGCGGAGCUUGACGGAUGUUUGAACAUCCGCAAGGGUGUUGCAGGCGCGCCUCGCCUGCAGUUCUACAUUGAGUUAUGCGGGCAGACGAGAGUCCGCCUCAGCCAGAUCAAAGCGUGGUUCCCCAGGGCGCGCCUGGAGCCGCGCUACGGCACCCCCACGGUGGCGGCGGACUACUGCAAGAAGGAGGGGAUGUGGCGCGAGUGGGGCGACCGCAGCGAUCGCGUCCGAGCCGAGCAGUGCAGGGAAAUUGGGAACCACGGCGGCGCCGCCAGGUGGGCUAACUUGAUAGACGCCAUCCAGUCCACGGCCAGCUUCGAUGAAGUCGUCACAGACGCCGAGAUUGCCGGCACGGUCGCUCGCUCCAUGGUUUGGGCAUUCAGGGCGCGGGCUGCCCGCCGCGUAGACCCGCCAGCCCUCGACCUCACUGCCGCCGGCUUCAAGUGGCAGGCUCGAUUCGACCUCUUCCUCGCUCAGGCGGAGCCCGACGACAGGACGAUUACGCGCGUCUACGAGCCGCGCGGCAACAAGGGCAAGUCGAAGUACACAAGGUACGCGGUCGCUAAGCACAGGUUCAUGAUCGCCACACCCGACGACGGGAAGUUGAACGCAACGUUGUGGAACGGCCAGAGGGCCGUCCUCGUGGACGCGGCCCGGUCCCAGACCCUGAACUACUUCGCCGUCGAGGAGCUCGAGAACGGGUUCAUCGCGCAGACGAAAUACGGGGUGAUAGCGAAGAGCUGCGCGGCGCCCCGUCUCAUCAUCUUCGCCAACCAGGCCCCCAACCUUCGCCAGCUCAGCGCCGACCGCUGGAACGUCAUUACCGACCUCGGCGACCACGUGACGCUGCACGUGGCAUUCCGCCGCGGCUUCACCGAAUCUGGUUAUCUUGACUUCAAGGAGAAGGGCGGGGUCGAGAUCAACGGUUUACAGGCCCGCAGCCAUCGUGCCGUCAUCGCGAACUCGUUCGGGGCCACUGGCGACAGCUCGAAGAAGGACGGCCCGUUGGAGGUGCUGUGCGGCGAGUGGCGCGACGCCAGGGGCUCGACGUACAAGCUAGACUUCGACGGGGCGAACUCUCUGAGCGUGCUUACGAUACGUCCGGACGGGAAGACGAUGACGACCGACAGGCUGGUGAGGCAGAUCGACGUGGGGGGUCGGGUGACCUGGGGUGCCAGGGCGACGUUCGAGCUCGUCGAGCCCGUCCCGGAGGGAGCGAAGGAGAUUCGCUGGAAGAGGUGUGAGGACGGCAAGGUCGCUUUCAUAUGGACGAGGCUCAAGGGACCUGCGCCUGUGGGCUAUGCCAGUCCUCGCUGGCGCCUGCGGGUCUUGAACGCCUCGCCCGCAGGAUCGGGGGCCGGGGCCGAGGCGCCUGCUGGCCCCGAGGUCGAUCUCUUCAGUGCGCUGGGGAAGGACUUCUUCGCCACCGGCGACGCCGCCAGCGACCCCAGCGCGGAAGUGGCCGCCGCUGCCGCUGCAGCGGAGGCCCCCGCGGCGAGCGCGUCGCCGGCCGCCGUCUGA
This is a messenger RNA of Prorocentrum cordatum, 5072 nucleotides long. Lineage: Eukaryota; Dinophyceae; Prorocentrales; Prorocentraceae. The record is from the annotation of a GenBank genome assembly.